CAUUGACACUUAACACUUGGAGGCGAAACAGUCGAUGCGCUCGCUGACUGACGGACGAGGCUCGGUAUUUCGCUACAACUGCAAUAUAUAACUUAAUCUCGACCCGCACGCAUCUUUUAGUUUAGAGCUGGUCGCGGUCCGCGUGCUGCAAAAUGUUGACCAAAAGGGUGCUCGGUUCCGUUGUGCUGUUCGUACUAGUGACGGUGGCCAGUGUCAGUGAUGGGGCAAGGAUAUUGGCGAUUUUUCCCGCGCCGGCGAAAAGUCAUCAAAUAGUGUUCCAAUCGUUGAUGAGGGGGUUGCUUGAGCGGGGUCAUUCCAUCGUCAUGAUGACGCCAGAUCCUUUCGUAACGGAUAAUCCAAAUAUUACGCAAAUCAAUUGGAACUACGCGCACAAAAUAGUGGAAGAAAACUUUGAUGUGGCAAAGUUAAGACAACAAAAUUGUAAUUCUUUGGACAUUGCUAUGGGUCUUUUAAAAGUGACAGAACGGUUUAUCAGAGCAGAACUAGCUCAUCCGGAAGUGCAGGCAUUGAUUCGAAAUGCCAACGACGAACACUUUGAUGUUUUGAUCGUGGAAUAUUUCCAAAUGACACCGUUCUUCGCAUUCGCCGAGUUGUUCAAUGUGCCCAUGAUUGGAGUCACGUCGAUCGAUUCCAUUUCGAUGGCCCACCAAGUGAUCGGAAACGUUAUGAAUGUGGUUGCCCACCAGGAAAUGAAUCACAAAUUUUCAUCAAAUCCAAACUUUUUUCAAAGAAUUGAAGCGGUUGUGACGAAAAUAUUCAUCGAUUACUAUCUAAUUCCUCGCGAGUUUGUGAAAUAUGAUCGAAUUAUUGAGCAAAACUUUGGUGGAAACAUGUCUAAAUCCGUAGAGCUGAUGCAUCGGAUAGACUUCUUGAUGACCAACGUGGACCCAACAAUGGGAUUCAUUCGUCCGAUCGUGCCUCAAGCGAUACAGUUGGGAUUCCUACAUGUCAAACCUCCGAAGCCGUUACCACAGGAGCUGCAGCAGUACAUCGAUGGAUCCCGACAUGGAGUGAUUUACUUCAGUCUGGGCACUCUGAUACGCAGUGAUUCAAUAAAUCAGAAGAAUUUGAAAAUUUUCGUUGACACAUUCAAAUCACUCAAAUACGACAUUUUGUGGAAGUGCGACAGUGAAGUUGAUCUCAACGGUACGAGUAACAUUAGGAUUUCGAAGUGGUUCCCACAACAGGAUGUGCUCGCCCAUCCGAACGUUAAACUGUUCGUGACCCAGGGAGGACAGCAGUCAAUGGAGGAAGCCGUGGAUCGGCAAGUGCCCAUGGUGGUGAUACCGUUUAAUUUCGAUCAGUUCGGGAACGGAGACAAGAUCGUCGAACGAGGCAUAGGCAAAUCAAUCUGGAUGGAAAACUUGUCGACGGAUAGUCUCCUAUCGGCAAUCGUGGAAGUGAUAGGAAACAAAAAAUACAAACGCAACAUCGAACGUCUAUCCAAGCUGGUGCGAGACCAACCGAUGCAACCGCUGGAUAAAGCCAUCUGGUGGACAGAGUACAUCAUACGGAACAAGGGAGCGUCCCACCUGCGGUACAAACAGGCCCGAAUGCCAGCCUGGCAGUAUCACUAUUACGAUGUGGUGGCCACACUGCUAGCCGCAGCCCUGGUCAUCGUUGCCCUGAUUGCCUAUGUCGUCAAGCGUUUGCUGAGCUACCUGCUAUUACGGGGACCGUGGUUGGCCGCCCUGAGGGUGAAGCAGAAAGCACUGUAGAAGACCGUGCUGGAGACAGGCUGGGAAAGAAAAGAAUGAAUGCUAAUAUGAAUGGACGAAGGUGAAUGAAUGAAAAGAGAUGUGUGUGACAAAUGAUCGUCGUCGACAAACAGAGAAAAGAACUCGCGCCCGUCAUUUGCUUUUGAUGUGCGGCGAUUGUUAGCGCUUUUUGGUGCUUUUCGGCUGGAUAUGUCGGUCGCAUAACCUUGCACGAAAACGCGUUGCCCUAACGAGCUUUGUUGACACAUGUCCAUGUGCAAAAGUCAACAGAUGGAGGCUGUUAAGGUUUAACCCGAAAACGAGGUGCGCUUGACGUAAUUCCCAAUUUAGGUUAACGGCACCCAAUACUAGUUAGGUGUUUAUUUAAAUGGUUAGCACUAUCGAAAUAUGGUAACCGAUAGCUGGUACGCUACUUACAAUUCAAUGAUCAACCAUUGAUGGUGAAAAGAGUAGGAAUGAUCUGAAGGUUUAUCUUAUUAGAUAGUUGGUUAUAAUUGUAGGUUCUUUCAUCGAUUUUACUGUAAAUAGUAAGUAGAUUGGAAUAUAUUUUAUUGAAAUAUA
Aedes albopictus (Asian tiger mosquito) is the source of this 2300-nucleotide messenger RNA. Its product is annotated as UDP-glucosyltransferase 2. The transcript has 3 exons. The record is from RefSeq and is a predicted model, not a curated record. Gene Ontology annotation, molecular function: UDP-glycosyltransferase activity. Lineage: Eukaryota; Metazoa; Arthropoda; Insecta; Diptera; Culicidae. Bases 153 to 1739 code for a protein of 528 amino acids.